GCUCCUUCUCUGUCUCUCUCUGAUUAUACAAACAUCUUGGGAGGUAAUCACUGUAUCGGUAUUAGUACGUAUCCAGUUUGAAAUUCGCGGUUUAAAUUUUUUUAUUUUCUCCACGUUCUCUCUGUCUGAUCCUUACAAGGGAUCUGAUUUAGAUAUGAAUUGGGUUCAACGCAAAAUCUACCUUUACAACGUCACAUUUGGGCUUUACAUGCUUGAUUGGUGGGAACGAUACCUUUUCAAUUCUUUGGUUGUAAUCCUGAUGUGGUUUAUUCUGUACAAUGGAUCUCGCUACUUUUCAGAGCUUUGCAAGAGACAUCUUUCUUGAAACCAGGUCAUAGUUAUCAAUGCCAUGGAAGCAUGAAAACGACAUGGUCGUCUGAGACCUGUGCCAACAAAAACUCAUUUGUUCUGCUUUUUCUUAACCUGUUUCUUUGGUAUCAUAUCUGAUCAUGCAACUGCCAUAUAUGUCUUUCUUUAUCACUUGUUUUGAAUUUUCCUUUGUUCAAUUCCACUUCCGGUUCAUAUUCCAAUUACAUUCGAUGACCUUGAGUUUUCAGGUGUUUUCUUGGUAUUGUUCAG
Molecule: messenger RNA, 579 nt
Organism: Brassica oleracea var. oleracea
Lineage: Eukaryota; Viridiplantae; Streptophyta; Magnoliopsida; Brassicales; Brassicaceae
Exons: 4
Coding region: 155-325 (56 amino acids)
Source: RefSeq, a predicted model, not a curated record